Styela clava is the source of this 939-nucleotide messenger RNA. Its product is annotated as GLIPR1-like protein 1. The record is from RefSeq and is a predicted model, not a curated record. NCBI's taxonomy places the organism in Eukaryota, Metazoa, Chordata, Ascidiacea, Stolidobranchia, Styelidae. Gene Ontology annotation, cellular component: extracellular region.
AUGAUUUAUGGCCCAGUGGUAUAUUUUCCAGGAGCCCAGAAAAGGAGCUGUCUUGUAGCUCAUAACAAAGCGAGAAGAAUUGUUAAACCACCUGCAAGUAACAUGAGGAAACUACACUGGGACAAAGAACUUGAAUCACUGGCAACUGCUUAUUCACGUAAAUGCAUAUGGGAACAUAACAAAAACCCUCAACACACGAGAUUUCACUGGAUUGGGGAAAAUAUAUUUAUAUCAACAGGAAUGAAAUUUGAUGAAAAUUAUGCCGCCCGGGCGGUGAAAUCUUUAGAUGAUGAGAAAGAAUUUUUUAAUUACAAUAAAAACAAAUGUCAACGAUUCGAAGUCUGUGGCCAUUACACCCAGCUCGUUUGGGCCGACACGUUUAGAGUAGGAUGUGGAGCAACGGAAUGUGCUAAUGUUGAUGUAGGUGGCGAAGUAUGGAAAAGGGCUACUCUGUUUGUCUGCAACUACUCACCAGGAGGAAACAUGCCGGGCUCUAAACCUUACAAGAAGGGCAAGGGAUGUACAGGCUGCCACAAGACCGACACGUGUGCAUUUGGGAACCUUUGCUCGAAUCAAAUGCGCGAAAGACACUUUAACAAUGCGACAAUGAUAAACUUCACGGAGUGGGGACCAUGGGGAUCAUGUUAUGCAACUUGCGGGAAAGGUAAGAAAUUCAGAGAGAGAACAUGCAACACUUUCGUUCGCGAAGACUGUGCAGGUAAAUUCUCAGAUGACAAAGCAUGCUGGGCCAGUCCCUACAAUAAGAAGCCUAACAAAACAAGAAAAAAUUUACCGAAGAAUAAAAACAACAAAAGAAAGAAUAGAACAUAAAUAUUGUAUAAAAAAUUGUAAGAAAUUACUCCUAGGGUGUGAUGUUCAAAAUGUUAACAAAUAUUCUUCAACCAAGAGCGAGUCUGAUUAUUUUGUCCUCAUCCUGUA